GAGACCGAAUUCCCAUAUUUGGCCUGAAUGGCCCUUGUUCCGACACUUAUAGUCCGGACCCGGUUGCCAUAGGCCCCAGCAGCUUGUUUUCUCCCCUCAUCGACUCAUAUCCCAUACCCUACAUCGCUACCUGGCUGUAACGAUCGUCAUGUUUUUCGGACUUUUCUCGAGUCAGCCUCGCGUGUACGCGCGCGUCAUGGACAACCUGCGGCUUUACCUCCGCGACGCACAACUCCCCGAUCUCGUCCUCGAUGCCUCGGCACCGCCGACCGCGCUCCCGCCCAGCGGCCACAAGACGCACCGCAACGCCCUCUCCGUCCGCGGAGAGCGCUACCGGUUGCUAGAACAUAUCAACGGCAUCGACAUGGAGGAGUUCGUCGCUAUGGUCUCUCAAUGGAACGAUGCAUACAUGCCCGCAGAGAGUACCGGCAUGGAAGACCACGACUACAUCAAUGGUGAAUCGCCCACCGUCCCUGCGCCGAGCUUCACCCACAUCGGACACGCCCCUUUGCGGCGGCCCUCGGACCUGACGCGCCUACUACCUUGGAUUGACUCCCUUCCGCUCCUUACCGUACAACGAAUCAUGCACGUUCUUUUCUACGACGAAACGAAGGGACAUACUUUCCAACACGGGCCAACCGACAUGGACAGCGCCAUCUGGCGCUACCUCCUAUGGGCGCCGGCGCUCGAGAUCGAGGGUAUCGACGGCAUGGAGAACCCCAAUAUGAUGAUUGAGAGGUUCCGCCGGUCGGUCCUCGUGGCGGUCCAGCCGCCUUGGAUACUGGGCGAACACGAUAUCAAGAACUUCGCCAAUCUACGACAUUUUCCACCUUUCCGGGGUGUAGAGCCGCAGGUCGGCGAGAAGGCAGAGCCGUCGGACCUAGAAUCGAAGCAGAGGAUAUGGGCGAAGUUAUGGGACACCUGCGUGAGGAACAACACGCAUUGGUUCGUGUUGACGAACUACAAUCAAUGGGUCUUUGGGCACUUCUCAUCGGGAUGGACCACCGCAUUUGUCAGCCCCGUAUUCAACUACGACAGCGAGACGCCGACUGUCAUGGAAUGCCUCACCUUCUGGCUCGCCUCCGCUUCCCAAGCACCGGGUAGCAGGGCGAUCCCCAAGGUGCCCGAGCCCGUACGGAAUUGGCGCACCAUUAAUUUCACGGAAUCAGACAUACCCUUCGCGGACCCGAACGGCUCGGAAUCCGAGUGGUCGGGGAAGGACGAUGACCUUGGCGAUGCCAUCGAAUCAGCGUCCGGGAUACUAUCCACGGACUCGCAUGAGCACGCCGGGCGCCGAGCGCCCAUCUUCCGAAUGGACGACCAGGUCGAAGACUCGGUCACGAAAGUCAACCAAUGGGACUACGUCCGACUGCAGCUCACGCUGAAGCCACCACAGGUGGAGGAAGACAUGAUGUCGACCGGGUCCACAGAGACCCAGAAGGGCGACCCUCGCGGCCACUUCAUGGCAUAGUCUGCCUAGUCACGACGCUCAUCUGUAGCAUAGUGUUCUGUGUGUAUAGCUAGAAUCAACUUAGAUCCAUUCUCAUCGAGUCCUGAGUCUUCUGUGGCGUGUGCCCGCCAUGCGAUGAGUUCGGUGUGAUGGCCUUCGACGCG
Molecule: messenger RNA, 1614 nt
Organism: Schizophyllum commune H4-8
Lineage: Eukaryota; Fungi; Basidiomycota; Agaricomycetes; Agaricales; Schizophyllaceae
Exons: 8
Coding region: 149-1471 (440 amino acids)
Source: RefSeq, a predicted model, not a curated record